This is a messenger RNA of Symbiodinium pilosum, 2484 nucleotides long. Lineage: Eukaryota; Dinophyceae; Suessiales; Symbiodiniaceae. The record is from the annotation of a GenBank genome assembly.
AUGAAACAGGACUUCUUGCAGGCAGUUGCGGACAAAGGGCUGCAGCUGUAUGCCAAGCAGCAGGAGGCAAUUGAUGCAGUCUUUGGGAGUUCGCACGUUGUGCUGAGCACCCCGACUGGCAGCGGAAAGUCAUUGGUUGCAGCGGCCAUGCUGUUCCGAGCAAUUGCCGAGGGCAGAAGGGCUUAUUAUACCUGUCCGGUUAAAGCCUUGGUUAGCGAAAAGUUUUUUUCCUUGUGCCAUGACUUUGGCCCAGAAAUGAUUGGCAUGGCAACAGGUGAUGUCUCAAUCAAUCCUACCGCCAGAGCAAUCUGCUGCACAGCUGAAGUUCUAGCUAAUGUCGCAUUGCGAGAAGGCCCUGCCGCUUCCCUCAGCUAUGCUGUCAUGGAUGAAUUCCACUUCUUCGAUGACAAGAGCCGCGGGUAUGCAUGGGAAAUACCCCUCUUCAGGCUUCCGCACGUUACUUUCCUGCUCAUGUCCGCCACAAUGGGCGAUAACCAGGCAUUGAACUCCACAGUUUCAGCAUAUUCCGGUAGAGGAGUGCAGACAAUCACGUCUUCAGAUCGUCCGGUACCCCUGGACUGGUGUUAUCCUUUCGUAACAGCAAAGGAUGCCAUCGAUGAUCUCGUCACCUCAGGACGCACGCCUGUCUACGCUGUCUGCUUCACUCAACAAGAUGCUGCGUCGCUAGCACAGUCAUUGAUCUGCAAAGAACUUGCGCCGAGCGAGCAGGAGAAGCAAACACUAGCUGAUGAGUGCAAAGAUGUUGAAUUUGAUACCCCAUAUGGUGACAGACUGCGGCAAAUCCUCAUAAAUGGCAUAGGCCUGCACCAUGCAGGAUUGCUGCCAAAGUACCGCCGACUAGUAGAGCGACUGGCUCAAGCAGGAUUGCUCACCUGCAUAUGCGGUACGGACACUCUGGGGGUGGGAAUCAACGUGCCAAUCCGCAGUGUGCUGUUUACCCAGUUAUGUAAAUUCAAUGGUGAGACGACCGUUCUCGUGACCCCUCGGCAGUUUCAUCAGAUUGCGGGAAGGGCUGGAAGACGAGGGUACGACACCCAAGGCAGCGUCGUUGCAGUGCCACCUGCGCAUGAGGUAUACAAUAGCAAAUUAAAGGAGCAAAUUAAGGCAGCCGACACCAAAAAGGAGCGGGAGAAGCUGAAGAAGCGACAGAGGUUUCCAAAGUUCAAUUACGUCGAAUGGGACGAGCAAACGUUUACCAAAUUGCGUACGGCAUCCCCGGAGCCUCUGCGGUCUCGAUUCCAGCUGAGCCAGGGUCACGUGCUGAGCUUGCUACAAGGUGCACAGGAGCAUGGUCGGGAUGGGCAGGCUGAAUUGGACGAGCUGAUUGCGUUAUCUCUGUGUGGGAAGAAGGAGAAGCAGCAUUGGACACAGCAAGUGGGUCAGUACAUCGAAGCGCUGUCAAGCGCCGGGCUGAUAGAGAGGCACGGAGAACUGCAAGCUGAUAGCAACUUGCAGCGCGAUUUCCUGUUGAUGGAAGAUGUGUCGUUGUUUCUAGUGGAUGUCCUUCCACUGCUGCAAUGGAGCUAUGCUGGGGACAACUGGAAGCUGGCCAGGGCGAUACUUUCAGUCAUUGAAGCAAUUUGCGAGGAACCUCGGGCAGUUGUGCGUGCGCAGGCUCGCGUCAAGCAUCGAAAGGGGCCCCGGCUGCCUUGUGAAGAUGCGCUGUGGCCUGCUUUUGACAAUUUUCUGAAACGACACCCAUGGGUGUCGCGCGAAUCUCUGCAACCGAAGUCCAUCGCUCUGGAAAUGUUCGAUUCCCAGCUGUCCUUCUCUGCAUUCCUCAAGAAGCUGAGCCCGCUAGACAAGUCGAAGCGUGUGACUCAACAAGAGGGGCUGUUGCUUCGCUUCCUAUCGCAGGUGCACAAGACCAUGAAACACAACAUUCCGGAUGAAUUCAAAACAGAUGAAGUAUUGGAGAUAGAGGCAUUUCUGCUGGCCACGAUAAAUGCCACUGAUUCAAGUUUGUUGCGUGAGUGGGAGGCGCUCAAGAACCUGGAAACAAUUGACUUCGAACAAGAUCUGCAACUCGGUUCAGAGGCGGUUGUUUCCGCAGAGCACAGUUUCACAGCAACAUCACCAGAGAGCGCAGAUGGUGGCAAUGCUCCCGAAACUGAAACAGAGUUCCGUUUGUUGCAAGCACGGGCUCGGGUGGAAGCUCAGUUGUUUGGGCGACACCUAGCCUUGGGCAAGUGGAAGGAGGCUGCAAAGGCCAUACGCCACGAUACGGCAGAUCUUUGGGAUCAGGAGUCCCUGCGAGCGCGUGUCAUCUCAGGCGGCCGCCGGCCCUUCUGGAAGGAGACAUACAGCAUCCAGAUCGAGCUGGACACGGCCCUGGACGGCUUGCAAGUGUUUGGAGAAAUCUUGGACGAAGAGAACGGUCUGCCUUGGUUGGAGUUUGAAGUUUUGGCGCCCUGGCCUUCCAACAGUUUCGAGGUGCUCCUGCAGUUGCAGUCGCUCGACUAG